Prorocentrum cordatum is the source of this 501-nucleotide messenger RNA. Lineage: Eukaryota; Dinophyceae; Prorocentrales; Prorocentraceae. The record is from the annotation of a GenBank genome assembly.
AUGGGCCGCACGGUCCCCGAGAGCUGCAACCCUGCGGUCUUCGCGGGCGGGCUCAGGUCGCCAUCUCCUACGCCCGCCAGGAGUUUGAAGCCGCCCUGCGAGAGGUCUCGAGGGGAGUGGGCGAUUUUUGGUGCGGCUUGCCGCGAAAGCAGCCAGCCUCGCUUCUUGCUCGCUCGUCUUCUAGCGUCCGCUUUCUCUAUGUCUCCGUGCGUCCCAAGCUUCCCUCCUCUGGCUUCCGCUGCCCAGCACGGCGCCCGACGUCCCGUCGGUGCCGGGGCGCGUGGCGGCACCAUGGUGCCACCGUGCCCCCGCCGAAGCGGCGCUGCGCUCCCUGCUCGACCAGCCUCGCCCGCCGCCUCCCGAGGCUCUGCCCCGCCCCCGCUCGCGGGCACGGGGCAGGUCCGUAUCCACGGCGGCGUGGAUGAGGGUAUGGAUGCGUUCGCCGCUCGCGAUCUCGUCCCUGCCGCUGUCACCACGAAGACCAUGGGCAGCGGCAGCUAA